CUAUCAACCAGUGAAAGGGAGAAAUACAUGAAGGAAGGGCGAUGCUUCACCUGUGGUCAGACUGGCCACAGGGCUGCCGAUCACAAGCAGGACAAGGGAAAGCAACCAGAGAGGCGACCCAUCCGGACUACAGAGGUCAAAGAAGACCCAUACAAAGGAACCUCCAGUACUGUUGACCAGUCAAUGAAGAUCAAUAUUUUGCUAUCACGUGGAAAGGGAAGCGCUGAAACAACUGCAGAAGCCCUUAUUGAUUCAGGGGCUGGAGGAAUCUUCAUCAACCAGAAGUUUGGAUUGACGAACAAGCUGAAGACGGUCCCUAUACCGAGACCAAUCAAAGUCUUCAAUGUUGAUCGCACCAAGAACAGGCAAGGCCACAUAACCAAGGCCGCAUUCUUACAGAUGAAAAUUGGAGAUCGAGUCCGCUCUGUCCAAUUUCGCGUCACCGACCUG
Gloeophyllum trabeum ATCC 11539 is the source of this 450-nucleotide messenger RNA. RefSeq lists its product as uncharacterized. The record is from RefSeq and is a predicted model, not a curated record. Gene Ontology annotation, molecular function: nucleic acid binding; zinc ion binding. Lineage: Eukaryota; Fungi; Basidiomycota; Agaricomycetes; Gloeophyllales; Gloeophyllaceae. The transcript has 2 exons. The annotation marks the transcript as partial.